GGGGGAACAGUUACGGCUCCCCGUGUUGGAGGGGAGGGAGAAUGGUAGGUUGGCAGAACUGGGGGCGCCUGAAUUAGCGGCUGCUGAUGCGGCGUGGGGCUCGGCUUAGUGAGGCGUGAUCCUAGGCCCUCACAAUGGGCGUCUAGGUCAACGUGGCGGUUGAUGCUGUCCGAGUUGUGCCAUGCCCCUAGGAAUUCUCUCGCCCGUUUUGCGUUAGCCGUUGCGAUGAUCUCAGUGUCAUCCCAAUUGAAACGGUGGUCGCACUGGAGUGCGUGUGCAAAGACGAGGAGCAGUGGGUCACGGCGACGGAUAGCUAGUUCGUGUUCAUUAAUUCGAGUUCAGAGGCGUCGUCCUGUAUAACCAACAUAUACGCAGGGGCAAUUGACACACGGAAUGCCAUAGAUAACGUUAGUCUGUUCUUCUUUGGUAAUAGAAUCCUUUACUUGAGAUACGGCUGUGCACAGCGAGGAUGCAGGCUUGUGGGAAACGCAGAUACCGAACUGAUUUAGCCGACGGACGAUCAUUUCUGAGGUCCCCUGCAUAUAGGACAGGGAGAAGAAUUUCUGUGUCACGAUUUCUCCAUUCGAGGAUGGGUCUUGAGGUUGUGCCUGGCGCCUGAGGCAGUUCUUCACAAAACUGAUCGGAUCUGUGAUGCUGUAUAUUGUGGCCAAACGGCAAAGUCUGCCUCUACAAGCAUCCAUGAACAUCAACCAGCAGUUAAAAAGCGAGAUCACUUUCUUAAAUGCUUAUUCACACCCUUGACACUGGGCACAUCUUCGUGUGGGACAAGAUCCACGUCAUCGGAGUUUGCCACUCUAAAAAAGACCGAGAGUUUCCUGAAACCAUGCACUCCGAUGAACCACGCAUCAAUCGGCACACUGAGUUAGAUGACAUGUACAGAAAUCUCAGGGGAAAGUGAUGGAGAUGAGAGCCAAUCAACACGGCGGCCGUUCACUGGCGCAAACACCAAAUAAAUAUUGAUUUCCCAGCCUGUUGUUUUUGGCUGUUGUUAAAUAGGCACGAGAAACCGCGCAAGCCUCGGGAAGAUUAAUGUAGCAGUCUACUGAUCCGUUGCCUGAGUGUCAUGUCCCCUACAGCUGUUUUAAUUUGUAACGAUAAACUCAGCCAAAAUGCCUGGACUACGUCGAUCCCGAACUUGUGACUCACUUUCGGGGCGGGAAAGGCCACUUGUGAUGCGGACCUGCCUUCUGAACUGCCGCUUGCUCAUGCUCGUCUGUAUUGUAGAAAGUAGACGACGACCGACCUCCGUGCGUUAGGAAUUGAAUGCUUUGGAUUCACACCCUGACAGCAAGAUAUCGAACCGACCUUGUCCAACAUCCGUGCCCGAAGAACCAUGUUGCCCAACUCGUUUUCAAUCUUUCGCUCUUAACUCGAGCCUCUUCUUUCUGUACGGGUUCACAUGCCUGACAUCGAUUUUCAUGAACUUUUUCUCACUUCUAUUCCUUUCCAGACUCACAUAUAUCAUUAUCAGACAAUGACACCUGUCCAGCGUGCCCUCAUGCUCACCAUCGACGAGAACAUGGAAGUUCUGGAACAGGGCAAGCAGAUGCUUGACAUUGGCUCGCCCUCGGAACGCGUCCUUCUCAACAUUGGCCAUGAUGAGGUGACUUCCAGUCUAAUUUCCCCUCACCAUCUUUUCUUCUUCUUCCAAUGUCCAGAAUUUUCGUUUCCUUGUUUUCCCGUUGUUGCGCCUGGCGCUCCUAUCAUUCUCCUGUUUCAAUCAUCUAGGCCUCAAAGAGAUGGCUGGACGAGUCUAUGGGUGCCAGUCAAGUGAAGGUUGCGGACGAAGUCGGCGCGAUGAAUGCCGCCGUCGCACAAGCCGUUCGCUCUGCCAACCGUGCUGACGCUGUUCUUAGUCAGACCGCCGGCUACGAAGCGGGAGCUGGCAACGAUCCCGGCGACGACCUCAUGAUGAUGCAGCAGUCGUUCCGCGUAGUCACCGUUCACUUUCCCGCCUUCGUGGAUGAUGUGAAACGUGUGGCUGUGUUGCGACGAGAGACGGGCGCUUUGCAGGCCGAGGCGGAGGAAAACCCUGAGACUCGCGAAUACAUCACCGUGCGGGCGGAGAACUCGGCGCAGAACCUUUUGGGCGCCGCACGCACAGUGGCAGACAGCUUCUCGGAACUCCUGAAGGCCGCCACACCUCUAACGACUCAACAGGUUGGCCCCACUUUCCGCGCUCUUACUCUCCAUGUUCAACUCGCUUCGAUAUUAUUAUUAUUAUUCCUCACUCCUUCAUCGGUAUACUUUUCAACAUGGCCGUCCUUUUCCCCCAACCCCUCUCCCCUCCAUCUCUUUUAACCAACAGCAACCGGACUACGAGGUGUCUUCCACGGUGCAGUACUCUGACCAGGCUGCUCCGGUCAGAGGUUCUGCACGAAAGGCCAUCCUAGAAGCUGCCAAUCGCGUGGGCGAGGCGAGCAAUGACUUCCUUCGCUGCGUCAUCCAGGAUGGCGAGGAACAGACGGUGGAGGCAUACGACAAAGGCACGGGGCAGCGAUCUUUCGCGGAGGAGGAGCGCGCCUACCAGGCGAGUUAAUAACCCUUCAAUUAUCAUGGUUUUUAUGGUCAAUUUUGGUGUGCGUAAACGUGUCGCCACCUGGCGUUAAUUGUGAUCGACCUCCCUUAUGAGGUCGACACAGAGUCAGAUUCUUCCACUUUCUAUUGCUCCACUUUUACCGCGUAAUUUCCAAAUAUCGAGUACCUCCUGCUUAUCAGCAAAGUUCCUUCUACGCUCCUAACCGCCCUUUUGGUUAACUUGGAUAACUUAGACACUCAAAGCAAGCAUUCCCUGUCUAGGAAGCAAUGCAAGUCUUUAAUUUACAAGAUCAAAGUGAAUAUCCUCGCUUGUAGCUGGCAAAGACUGGUUCAUCCCUCAGUGUCCGAAAGUGCAAAACAACGUUGUUGACUCCCAGUCUUAGACUUUGAUCGGAUUGAGGCGUGAGUGACUGAAUAACGAGCUAGAACGGCCUAUUACCGUUCACCCUGCACUACACUGUCAAUAGUCCGCCCAAACUCACCUCCAGCUUGUUGAAAGUACUUUGGCUCGAUGCCUUUAUCCUUCCAAACAUAAAUCAAGCGCCAACCCAACUGAGUAAGUUUUACUGUUCGAAGAAAAUGGGCAGGCGUGGGUUGUACAGAACUGCUGUACCCCCCUGAAAGUCUGGACGGAUAAACAAGGGGUUGCGGAGACUAGCCUCCUUCCUGUUGAGCACACGUGCUUGUCUGGCUCGAGUCCCCCUCAGCUGGCAGUCCCGUUAUCACAAAAACGUGCUUCACGCCUUAUCGCCGUCUCUGAUUAUUUUCAGCCCGCAAGGCAUGCCGCUGCGAGUGUUGGGAAACUAGCCUGGAUUUUGUCUAUACCCUGACUUCCCUCCUAUAUUAGUGCAGGAACUUUACAAGCGUCUAACGCCCUCUCGCCCCUUUGAGAAGCAGACCAUAUCAGCUGAGGUACAGGGUAUCACACACGUAUGCAUAUAUACUGUUUUGAUAACCAGUUCGGACACGUCGCCAUAUGCAAACCGAUGGAGGGAGGGGAGGGAAGGAAAGAUACAAUUCUUUCCACUUGUUCUUUCCACAGCGCUUUCCUGUGUCUGCGGUUGUUGGUUGUAAUAUUUGACUGUCCGCUAGAGUUUGUUGCCCUUGCGGUUCGAGAUGUCUCGCUUGAUAAACCGUCUAAUAGCUCAUAGCGGAUUUUUGCGUUCCAGUCUGUGCUGGAUAUAAUGCCGAAGUAGUAGUCAUUGAGAAGUCAAAAAACAUAAUUUCCGGGGUUUAGAGUUUAUUACAGGAACUCGGCAACCCGAAUUGUGUCUCAAACGAAGAAUUACUGCGUAUUCGAACAGGAUAUUCCAACUCGAAUAACAGGGGCCUUCGUAAAAGUCAACGCACCAUGUGCUUAUUCCUAAAACCACCAUAAUCCUGCCAUACGCACUGGAUCUGUAGUUUAACCGUUAUAAAUCACUUAUGACGGAGGCGCCAUUUUUACUACCACCCGACCACUGUACUCUCUCCACCAGUUGACCAUUUUCCCUCCCUUAACAUCCUUCCAAGACUCAGACACUUCUUGUUUGUGUAAAUCACCGGUGCGGAUGGCCCUCAAAGCGUCGAUUGAUUUAUUGUUCACAUUCUCGCUGUCGCUGCCGCUGCGUCUCGUAAAAUAACACACGCUCGGCACCGAGGGCAACUACUCGCCUCGUGCCCCGCCCACCUCCCCCACCCCUCCACUGUCGAUACGUGUUCUGACACGCCACAGGCAUAAGCCGUUCACCAGUACUGUGUGUCUGCCUGCCCGCCCCAGGUGCCUUGGUCGGCUGUCGGUAAUUGAGGCCAGACUUUGGAUUUUGCCGCUGGAGUGUUAAAGCGCCUUCUGGUAGGCGCAACUCUUAGGCUUCUUUCACUCAGCACCAGCUUAAAUUAAGCGGACCUCUCUGCAAAGACUCUCGUCCACUCGGUUUUAUGGACGUCUGAGUAUUCUCUUUCCUCACGGAAAGACAUUUUUGGCUCCGAUAAGCAAAAAGGAAACUAGAAAGAAUGACUGUUUAGGGGAUUAACUAACAAAAAGAUAAGAUUUCUUUGCCUUGUCGUCUUUUCCGCUUUCUCGCUUGUUUCUGUUAUGGCUUUGGUAGUUUGUAAUCUGACUAACCUAACGCACUACCGCUUCUCGGCGACUUCCACAUUCAUAAUGGGCUCUGGUUUCUCUUAGUUGCUCUGUCCCUUGACAAUGACUGUCACGUGUCGCAACUCUAUGGAGAAUAAAUAACCUUUUGCUUAGUGCUUCACGAGUGCCGCCGUCACAAGCGAAUUACGAACGUCCAGCAUUUUUGCCGAGUCUCUCUGAGAUGUCAUGAGCAUGUCUUUCGAUAGACCUAACCAUUUCAGAUUUAAAUAAUACGUUUUACACCUUAUUUUAGCAGUAGGAUGGUUUUUCGCCCCUACGGGACUUUUACUAAUAUCCUUUCACUGUUUAAUAGACUGUCUCUCUUCAUACUUAUCACCGCCUACAGGUUGACCUGCGAAUUGCCUGACCAUUUGAUGAUAUUUUGCCUUCUAUGCUUACUUAUGAAUUUACACACCCAUAUAAUCCUUGGACCAUAGGACGAACUGCUUGGCCUGGCCAAGGAGGUCGCAAAUGCCACAGCCGGUCUGGUUGUGAAGGCCAAGCACCUGGCGACGCAGACUAAUUUGGAUCCGGAACAUCAGCAGGAUGUGGUCUUUGCUGCGACACAGACAGGGCUCUGCACCAGCCAGCUGGUUGCCUGUACCAAGGUAUGCCAAUCCUCUGUGACUACCAAUAACACCGCGUUUUAUUUUGAGGUAUAAUGAGAGCCUACUGCUUAAUGAUAAGUAGUAAUGGUGUAAUCGUUUGGUUUUAGGUCUUGGCACCAACGAUACAGCAACCAACGUGUCAGCAACAGUUGUCCGAGUCCGCGCGGGAAGUUUCUGUAGCUGUUGAAGGCGUUGUUAAGGCGGCUCGUGGUGCCGGCCAAUCUGUCUAUGACCAACAACAAAACCUCGCGCCUGAAGAAUUGUCUGAAGUCAAUGAAGCAGUGCAGAAUGUAGAUGACGCAGCGACGGAAGUUCGUAACACCCUAGAUCGUCUCAACGCCCACUUACUCAAAGAAUCCGUACGGGUCAGUAGUCUUUCCUUCGCCCUUCCCGCCUAUUUCUGCAAGUUUUUGGCCCCAGUUUUGCUUUUUGCGGCAUUUUUAAUGUUUUUAUGUACACUUAUUGAUAAACUGAGGAAAGAGUACUGGUGGCCGGCCGCCUGGAAUUUACAAGAUGUCCCAGAAAUCUAGAGGGAGAGGAAGUGAGAUAGAUAGACUGCGACCCGUGUUCCAAAAUUGCCAGCACACGGCCGACUACUUUUAUGACUGGAAGCCUAUAACGUCAGCUUGCGAGAAGAGCAGGCAGAAGGACAAAUGACUCAGUUCUGGGAUUCCAGGCUCCUGGGAAGCCCUUUAGUUCACCCCUUUCGUACAUCCAUACAUAUUUCCUCGAAGCCAGUCGGUACGAACUUCGAGUAUUUUUGACUAAAUGUUCACAGAUGCGUCUUUCGUGCGGUCGAUGAUGGCUUCUGGGAACAGUUUAAAUUGAAAAGGGGAUCCAGUUUUUACCCAAUAUCUCUUUGUCCAUGUUAAUUCCUUCUUCUCCAAGUCGGGAACAAGACUCGCCCCAUUGACCUACUUUUUAUAUCUAGAGGCAUUGCUGCCAACCUAGUUUUCAAGACUAAUUAUUUUUUACUAGUAGUUAAAGAACACUAAAUAGUAAGUAGCCAUUUGUCUUCAGCCCUAUUAUGUUACUGUGGAAGUCGAACACCAGGAUCGCUGGGCCACUAGGCCUCUACCUGACUGCCUCGAUAGGCUGAAGAGUUAUAAAAUCACAAGCGGCCAGUCUUCCUUCAGAGACGUGGCAUUUCUACCUAUGACCUUUAGAUGCUUGCUUAGGUGAUUGCUGCAAUUCAUGUCAAAGUGGCACUAACAAUCAUGACUUCAUUACGGAGCGGAAUGCAGGUGUACCGCUCCAGAUCUCUCGAAACAACAAGUGAUCAUUUCUCGGAAGAAUUGCCGACUAAUGAAGACGGAAUAGUUAAAACCUCGGGUCUUUUAAGUCUGGUGCCGAGGUUUUAUUGGAUAAGAACGGCGAAUAAAUCAGAUGGUGCACCCUCAGUCCCCAAUAUUUUCAAAGAAAGUUUACUUGCUGCAAUGAGACUGCCUGCUAGGGUUCUAGAGAUAACCUUGAGACAGAAGGAAUGUUCACAUUUUGUUUUCCUACGACCCUAGCUCGCGAACUGCCGUUGCCGCCUGAACUUAAGUAGUCUCCAUUGCAGCCAGCAAAGUUCGAGUCCAUAGAUGAACUAGCAGGGUGUCACUUUUCAUGUCAACCGGACACAGGUCUAACUCCGCGACCUGCCUGGCCUGACAUAACGGACAUCUGCAGGCAUAUAUGACCACUCUAAUCUUCCCAUUCAUCGUCGGCAAUGUGUAUUGUUUAUUGUCUCAAGGGAACCCCCUACCCUGUCCAUCCAACUUGUCGUACCCUGAAAAAAGGCAUUCAUUCCCAUCAAGUGUUGAUUUUCUGGCUUAGUACAAGCAGUCUUCUUUCUGAAGUAGUCGUAAACAGCAUCUUCAAACAGGCUACGUCAAUUCGCAGUUUAUGUCACAUUCCUGUCUGUCAUGAGAAUCCUCUUGACAGCCAAGGCUACCAUAAAAACGCCAAUUCAAGUCCAGUGAGUAGAUCAACAACCACUCAGCAGUAAAUAUUCAUGGGUACAAGUAAAUUUGGUUUCGCACGACAUGCAAGUAAAGGACUUCGCUACCAUCGUUUAAAGUAUAGUGGGGGGUUGGGGUGGGGGUGGGUAGUGAUGCUUGUUUCAUUGGUAGGCGGUUGUGCGGGCGUCUCUAGGUUGGGUAGACGGGUGGAUGGCUAGUGAGGAUAAGAUGGACAUCUCCUGACCUACCCCUAUUUCCUCCUUGUAAUUGUAGCCUUACCGGGGUGAUAACCUGGACCUCUUCCAGGCCGCUUAUGAGGCAUUGCAGAGAGAAACGGACGGUCAGCGCAUGGUCGCGGCGGCACGCCGUCUCUCACAGGUCUCUGCCCAGAUGAUCGCCGACGUGAAGACACAGGCUGAACAGGCUGAAGGAGAUCCGGAGAGACAGACAAAACUGUUUGCUGCAGCCAAACAACUUGCAGAUGCCACCACGGACCUCAUAAACCACGCUAAGGUUUGUCUUUAUUUUUUUCCUCUAUUCACGUGCCUAUUCGAUUUCUAACAGCGCGCCGUGCUUAGGGCCAUCGUGGGGACAUGUCACGGUUUACGUCAGCAAUUUCGCCAGUAAUUCCUCUUUUGGCAGAAUUUGAUGAGCCCCUUUGCGCCGUCUACCGAGGCCUGUCAGAAAUAUCUUGUUUUGCGAUAAUGAUUAUGGGCCAUUCUUUCCGAUAUACCGUCUAGAAGGUGUCUUCGUGAUCAGUUCACAUAGUCUCAGACGCUGUGUGCGACCUCCUCUGACACGUUCACCCAUCACCACAGCAACUGUUGCAUUUUUUCUCGUCUGACAGGUCUGCUUACGGUUCUGGCUAUUGUUAUUAUCCUUUCUGUAUGUCACACCAGGUCGUUUCUGUUGUGGACCAUCGAAUAGCGAUUAAACUGGGCUGUGUUCUUCAGGAAUUACGUGUAUGCCUUCUGGUAGAUUUUUAUAAGUCUCGAAGGAAUACUUUUGCACCAAGUUUUAGAUCUUUACUCGUUUUAUUCACACACGUCUCGGGCCCGGCUUAAGUGAAGCUGUCACCAGUUAUCCGCGCCGUUUCUUGUUCAAGAAAAACAUUAAUUGUACGCAUAUGCGGAUCGCCUAUCCAACGUGAUGGGAACUGUCGCAAUCGGGGAAUGGCGGUACUUAUGAAUUGCAGUUAUACCUGCGUAGCAAUGACUCCACGCUCCUGCCUGACUUCAUUGGCCGGCAGUGGAACGAUACGGUCGAGGCUACGUGAGACAAAUUCCGACUGCUGUCCUUGUUUGCACGGUUUUUACAUGUCGUGUCCCACGAAUUAAAAAAAAAAACAUGUAUGAUGCUGCAGUCCGACGUAAUAAUCAACAGUGGUGCCUUCAUCAAGUUUGCUUUGUGGUUCGGGUGAUAGUUAAGGCGUUUUGGCUACCGGUCUUAGGAAGUAUUCGGAACCUGUCGACGGCUGAGAGCAGACUAGGCUGUUUUCGAGUGAGUGUAGCAGCUUCAACCCAAUUUUCGCAGUAAGACACGGGAGUAGGAACGCCCUCAGUAAUACAGGUGACCCUGCGCUAAACUCCAGGGGGCGUACUUAUUCACGUGUCCUAACCCUAUCUGUAAUAAUAACGCAAAUCCCAACCCUAAUCUUAACUCUAGCCCUAACCUUAAUCUCCUCGGAAUUUGUCUCAAAACCACUUCUAUUCCCGGGAGGGGGGGGUCUUGUUCCCGUGUCCUACCGUUUGCUCAGCCAUGAAACCGAACGUCCCAUCGGUGGUGUGCCAUUUUGGAUCCCCGGAGAUCGCAGAGGUACACGAGCCGGUGCGCUCCCGUUUGGGGUUCUACGCAUUGGAGUCGCGUAUCUCCUGGUUUGCUAUGUGGGGAUGAACACAGAGUUUAUCAAACAAGGCGCAAAUUUACGUUCAAAAUUCGGGCGAGUGAUUAGGGACGGAUCGCGAAUAGCGGUGCUCUUCGCGUCUGACCAACCUUGUUGCGAAGGCGUCCAACACGGCCGAGGUACUUUACGCAAUGCGCACAGGAGCACGAAUUUUCUGUCGCUGGAAGUGUUGUUCCUCGGUAGUCCAGCGUUCCUACUGCUUCUCCUCUGCCUCUUGUCUUAUUUUGACCUUAAAGCUUACAGCCUCAUUGCGGCUAUGAACUAAUAUGGAGACCAGGAAGCAUUUCAGAGUGGCAAACAUAAGAUACAGAUACUUCGACAUUUGUUAUUUUCCUUCGCACAACUGCUGUUAACAGGAAAUCUUCCCACAUUAAUAGGUUGAUAUUAUUGACAUUCUGUCCAUUGAGCCAGUCACAAUCCUAGUCGCAGCUUCACCCAAACCGGAGCACUGGGUUCUUUAUUGUCUCGAUGUUCGAACUGUCCCGAAUGUCGGUGAGGAUAUGCUUGAAGUGGCAAGAUAACCAUCUUAAUCCGAAUUCAAUGAUAAUAAUUUUCUUUACGGAUCUGUUGUUUUUAGUUCGUUUUGCUCCCUUGGGACCUCGCUGAUUUGUCUUCUUCUAGAAAUAUCUGGGUGUGUGUGCGCGUAGGCUAUCACGAGUCUUCAUUCUUCCCUAACACGCUUUUGCCUUCAGGUCUGCUCGACUACACCGGACUCAGAGCAGAACCAGACGAAGUUGAAACAGUCCGCCGACGAACUCGUGGUCGUCGCCUACGCAUCCGCCGCAGAGCUCUUGAACGCCCGCGUGAUGCGUAGUCUUCAGGCCGCUGCGCGAGCAGUUGUUACUGCUUCCACUCACCUCGUCAACACGAGCCGUUGUGCCGCCAAGAAGUCACGAUCCAACAACUAUCACGUGAGUUUCGUUGUGCCUUUAUGUCCACGGAACGGCAGUGAAAAUUUCUAUCACAUGGCCUCCCUACGUUUAUUGUGCUUCACGAUUUGCCGGACUUGUCAAUUCCUCCCCUCUCUCAUUUUUUCUAAUACAUUUAUACUGUAAGAAAUUCGAUGUGCCUGUCUGGUGCGAUCGAAAUUUAUACUCAGUAUCCUUUAAUACUUACUCUGUCCAGCUCUUUCCACUUGCGCGAAAUAACGUAUCUGCCGGCUCGUGUACCGCAUCUGACCGAUCAAUUAAUUGUUGCCCAAAAUGUGAGCGCCUACGAUGAAUGCCUGGCAAACUGCUAUUCGAGCACGGUCUACCAAUCGUUGGGGCAGAAUAGAAACAAUGUCGUCAAGAUAUUACAAUCCCCUUACCUUCCUGGCUCUUGUUCAAUUUCUGUCUGUGGUAAUGAGUUUCAGUAAGAAUCCCGAGCGUCGGGUGAAUAAAGUCCUUGUUCCAGCAUUGGAGAACACCUCGUACCAUGUCUAAGUGCUCGGGCCGGAACUAAAUUUUAUUUGAAUUUGCGUAUGCCGACUGCCGUUUCUGACGAGACCGUCGACGUUCCUGCUUAUAAUGGAGCGGCUUCAUAGAAGUCGCCCUUGCUGGGUUCUCUGGUUUUACUUGCUGAGGUGUUUUUUUCUUCUUUGAAGCUAAGGGUCGGUCCUCGUAUUUGCUGUCUUUAGAUCCUUGAGGAUGCCAGAGUUGUAAAUGAACUUACUCCUAAGCUCGUUGCUGCCAUUCGCUACGUUCGAAGUCGCCCUGAAGACCCUCUUGCCCAGUUGGAACUUAUAUGCGCCAGCCAGCAAGUUGUCGAGGUGAGUGCCUCAACUUUUGCUUCGUGUCCAACCUCCCCUCUCCUCCCCAUACUCUUGCCUUAUGAGCCUAUGCAUAUGCAUACAGUAUGCAAAGAAAUUCGUGAAACAUUAUCUGAGAACUUUGAUCGGCUACCCAUGACAGAGGAGGACUGUUUUUAGACUUUUUCUGAGCGGUGGUUGACGUAGUUAACUGUCAAAUGAGUAAAAGAAAGGCUACUUUUGUGCAUUUUCUAUAUAAAAUAGAUUUGAGUUUAAAAUGAUAUCAAAAACCAAUGGGAAUGAUUCAUGCUGCCUGAGUAGUUAUUUUCUACGGAAUAUAGUUUAUGCAAGCUGCUGAUAAGGAAAUCAUCUGAAGGCCGGCAUUCUGACGUGACCCGAAUGUCUUAAAAUUGUGCGGCACGAUAUUCAGUGUGACAACUCUUCCUAAGCAACCUUUUCGAGCGGGGGAUCUUGACCUAAUUAUGUGCCCACCCCUUUAACACAUAAGUUGCUUGUCUGUAAGUGGCUUUCCUGUCGCGCCAACCAAUUUUGUCUUACUAUUUCACUUUCUGAUCUGUUUAUUUCGUCACCAGCUCGUAAAUCCACGAGAACAACUCGAUUUUUUUAAUGAACCCUCUUUCCUCAUAUUAUCUCGGAAUGCACACUACCUCAGCUGUUCUGUGUAUAUGAAGUAGUCUAUAAGAUUCCAUGUGGCACUUGUAAUGCAGUGUAUUGUGGUCAAACCGGAAAAUCCGCCUCUACACGCCUACAUGAACACCAAUUGGCUGUGAAAAGGCGGGACCACUUAUCCCAAGUUGCCAUGCAUACUCUUGAAACUGGGCAUAAAUUCGCUUGGGAUAAAACACGAAUUGUCGGUUCCUGCCCAUAUAAGAAAGACCGAGAAUUCCUAGAGGCCAUUCACUCUGAUGAUUCAUGCAUCAAUCGACGCAUCGACCUUGAUACCAUGCACACAAAUCUCAAAGAAAAAUGGAAAAGGUAGUAGCCAAUCAAGACGUGACAUCAGCCCACAGCAUUAACCCAUCCUCAGCCAUGACAGAGCAAUAUCGAUUUUUUCGGCAUUGUUUAAAUUUUGACUGUUUUUUCACACUUACUACACGUCUGAAGACGAGCUGGGGAACCAGACUCGAAAAUUUACGAUCGGGUUACAGAACAUGCUCGUUCUGUUGUGCCUUGGGGCUCAUACUUAAACCCUCGCAGGCAGUCGCACAGCGACUAGUGAUAUAGGUAGAUAACUGAUAUUCCCGAUCACAACCGACAGGACAACGGGCCCGUGGCUCAAUGGUAGAGCGUCAAACUCCAUGACCAAAGAUCCCGGG
This is a messenger RNA of Spirometra erinaceieuropaei, 12198 nucleotides long. NCBI's taxonomy places the organism in Eukaryota, Metazoa, Platyhelminthes, Cestoda, Diphyllobothriidea, Diphyllobothriidae. The record is from the annotation of a GenBank genome assembly.